AUGUCCAAGAUGCAUCUUCUUACUUUGGCCGCCCUGGUAUCAGGAAGCUUGGCUUCUGCCAUUCCGUCCCUCAACCCCUUUGCAGUUGCGGUUGCACCAGAGCAGAGACGUCAGGAACUUGUAUCCGUUGACGUUGGGACUUGUGACAGCUAUGUCACCGUCACGGUGACUCCCGAUGUUGUAACUGCCACCAACACCGAGUUCGCCACGACCACGGCCGAGACUGUUCAGACUACGGACAUUGUGACUGUGGACACUACUCAGGAUGUGACGGAAACGGCAACCAUCACCGAGUUUGAGACGUCCUCGGUCACGGAGACGGUGACGGCAGCGACUGUGACCGAGACCCAGACUGUCUAUCAGCGCAAGAAGAAGCGCGGCUGUGGCCUCAAGCACCCCACGGUCGAGACGUCGGCAUACCCGGCGCAGUCUGCUUCUUACAGCCAGCCUGCAUCUUCAUCGGCAAGCUACCCUGCUUCAUCCAGUGCACCGGCUUCUUCAUCUUCGGCAUCGGCUUCCGUGUCUGCUUCUUCCUCUGAGUCUGCCUCUUUGCCCGUCUCGACUUCUUCCGAGUCGUCCACCAUCUCUUCUUCCGAGUCAUCUUCCACUGUAGAAUCCUCUACAUCGUCAGUCUCCUCGACGACUCCAGUCAUUUGCACCGCGACGGUUACCCUGGAGGCCGAAGUCACUACCACCACGGUUACCGUCACUUCGAGCGAAACAGCCACGAAUGUGGAGACGGUUACCUCGACCAUUGUUGACACCAUCACCACCACAGUCAGCACCACCGAGGUCAUCACCACCAUUGUUCCCACCACCGUCGCCGUGACUGCCACCGCCAGCGAGACCGUCACGCUCCCUAGCCCCACUCCCACCAUUGUCUUGCAGGCAACCAGCGGCACCGCGUCUGGCCAGUACCUCUACCUCAUCAGCUCGGGCUCCAGCUACAGCUACCUGGGCUUCACCUCGUCCCUGUCGAGCGCCACGUCCUUUUACCUCGACGGCAACAAGGCGCUCGUGCCGACGAGCCACACCAACUGGGUGGGCCUCUACGCGCCGGGCACCGUGGAUUCCUACAUCAUUGAGUCGACCAACACGUUUGGGCAGGGAGGCAUCGCCAUGAUUUGCCAGUUUGGCGGCUCCGCCGUCCAGGUCGGCCAGUCGGGCAGCUUUACGUGCCCCAAUGAUGGCAACUCGAACAAUUUCUGGUACACGGGUGGCCAGCUUGGUGUGGCCGCUUCGAGCACCACCAAGACCCUUGUUACUCUCAACUACGCUGUCGUCGGUGUCAACUAG
Pestalotiopsis fici W106-1 is the source of this 1296-nucleotide messenger RNA. RefSeq lists its product as uncharacterized. The record is from RefSeq and is a predicted model, not a curated record. Bases 1 to 1296 code for a protein of 431 amino acids. The transcript has a single exon. Lineage: Eukaryota; Fungi; Ascomycota; Sordariomycetes; Amphisphaeriales; Sporocadaceae.